Messenger RNA from Prorocentrum cordatum, 576 nucleotides. Lineage: Eukaryota; Dinophyceae; Prorocentrales; Prorocentraceae. The record is from the annotation of a GenBank genome assembly.
AUGAAGGCGAUCGGAGACGGCACUGGCGCGCUGGGCGAGGCCAGCCACUUCCAGAUCGAGGACAACGAGGGCGGCAUGCGGAUCACGGCGCAGUUGCCAGGGCACCAGAUGGGCAGCGCGGGGCCUCACCCGUUGCGGGUCCGGGUGGUGGGCAGGACGACGCUGAUAGUGAAGGGCGCGCACCUGAACCCCCCGAUCAUGACGGAGUUCCAGCGGAGCUUCAACCUGCCCAGGAGGGUCGCUCUGUCCAGAAUCACGGUGGACUACAGCACCUCCACGGGGAAGCUGCUCAUCACAGUGCCCCCGCGGCUCGUGGCGGCUGGCGAGGCGGAGGAUCGAAGAGUCGCCCCUGGCCGACAAGGAGGGCGGCAAGGGGAGCCACAGCGGAGACGAAAAGAGCCAGAGCCCCUUCGCGGACAUCGAGGAGAGGAUGCACAGGUUCUUCGAGGACAGCUCCCGGUUGGCCCCGGCGGCCCAGCAGGGCGGCUUCAUGUCCAAGCGGUCGAAGCAGCCCAGCGCGGAAGAGGUGCUGAGCUUGUUCGACAAGAUCGUCGCCAGGAACCACGAGCACAGUAG